Molecule: messenger RNA, 1062 nt
Organism: Colletotrichum spaethianum
Lineage: Eukaryota; Fungi; Ascomycota; Sordariomycetes; Glomerellales; Glomerellaceae
Exons: 5
Coding region: 1-1062 (353 amino acids)
Source: RefSeq, a predicted model, not a curated record
AUGGAUUGGCACGAACCCGGGGCUGCGUGCACCUGCGUCGUCACCGAGUAUCACCACCACGCGGGGCGUGACUUCUUCAUUGACGUGGACCUGUUCAGCAUGGACGAGUUGAUGGAACAGGCCACCGAGCUGCUGCAGUCUUACCGUCGCUUCCAUUUGCACGCGGGCGAGAUGACGCGGGAGGACGGGGUGGAGGAGGCCAAAGAGCAGGCGAAUGUCGCCCGGGAUACAUUCCUGGCCAUGUUCCGUGGUCGGCUUGGCGACGGGGACUUCCUCACGGAAAAGACCGAGAAAGACGUUCUCUCGACCAUGCGAUCCUGGCUUGAACAGACGUACCCAAAGGUUGGCGGAAGACAUGCGAAAGGCGAGCUACAGGAGUGCUCGCGUCUGUUGAUGAGUCUUACAUCAGAGACGGCGGGGGCACACGGGCCAGCUGUGUGGCCAUACAUCAAGAAGAUCAGGAUUAUCACAGAGCGGUAUCUGCGCGAGUGCGACGAGAUCCUUGCCAUCUGCAACAUUGGGCGGGCGACGACCGACGUUGGCGUGGCGAGCGUCUUUGAGCUUGCAAGGAAAGCUGAGCUGUCCAACGUGGGCAUUGUUUGUACCAAGUCCGAUAUUAAAGAACAGAAGCGCUUUGAACUCAAGCGCUACCUAAUCGAGACUCGAAACACGUCCGUCAGCAGGAAGCUCCAUGAGCUCUACGACAACAAAAUCCCGGCUGGGGCUCUGCGCGUGUUCUGCGUGAGCAACACUGAGUACCGAGCAGGACGGUGGCUGCCGAGGGACGACGCGCUGCCCUUGUUGCAGCUCAGCGGGAUCAUCGCGCUGCGAAAACACUGCCUUGCCAUCAUCGGAGACAGUCAGCUGAGAAUCGCCACCAAAUUCGUCGCCAACGACAUCCCCGCCCUCCUCGGAGACGUUGGGUUGUGGAUCGAAUCCGGUGCUGGAAGCACGAGUGCGGAGCAGAAGCAGAUCGUUCGUGAGACCCUGGACAAGGUCGAGCAGAUGCUACACAGGGUGAACACGGCUGUAAACCCAUCGUUGAAUAUGAGUGCUUAUUGA